AUGUCAUCAACGUGUGGUCAGUCAACUUGUUGUCUGUCAACGUGUGGUCAGUCAACGUGUGGUCAGUCAACGUGUGGUCAGUCAACUUGUUGUCUGUCAACGUGUGGUCAGUCAACUCAACUUGUCAGUCAACGUGUGGUCAGUCAACGUGUGUCAACGUGUGGUCAGUCAACUUGUGGUCAGUCAACUUGUCAGUCAACGUGUGGUCAGUCAACUUGUUACAAAAUAGACAAACUUGACAAACGAACUUGA
Molecule: messenger RNA, 252 nt
Organism: Physella acuta
Lineage: Eukaryota; Metazoa; Mollusca; Gastropoda; Physidae
Product: keratin-associated protein 4-1-like
Cellular component (GO): keratin filament
Source: RefSeq, a predicted model, not a curated record